UAUAAAGCCGACUCCCGAACGAGUAGAGCGACGUCACUGACCAAGUGUCAAAAUUACUCCACAUCAUCGUACAAGUGUCAAUACCUACUUGUCUCUACGAGAGCGAAUAACGGAACUUUGCGUGUCAUACAAAUUUUGUAUUUUUUAUAUAGAUUUAAUUAAAUAGUUGCAAGUUUAAACCACGACUUCUUUUUGUUUGUCUCAUCUUGGACAAAUUUGGCGACCGUUUACACGACGAGAACUACGAAUAUUCACUGCUUCGGACAAAGGAGAGCAGAAGGUCAAAGGGCGCUCAACACUAAAAUACCAAAUCGGUCUACAAAGGCGCAGUCUACCACCCUGCUCACCCUGGAUAUACGAGGAACGAUCGAGCUACGAGCUAUUUAUCCACUUUUUUCAACUUCGGAGGACUACAAGGACUAUUUGAAAGGACAACUUGGACUCACCGGGACCAGCCGGCCAGCAACGAGCUACCAGCACCGCAGCAUUGGUUCACCUAGAUAAAAACAUUUCCCUAUUCCCGAGCGCUCGCGCAGCGUGCAUCUGUCGUCGCCGGCCGCCUGCUACUAAGGGCCAGUUUCGCCUACCACAGCCAACUGCAGCAUCAGCAGAACGAGGACCGAGCGUAUGCCUAUUACUUAUAAGAAGUAAACAACUUUUUUUGCACGUACUAAUUUGCUAAUUUGUUACUAUGGGCGAGUUAAGGGAAUUAUUGGUGAAACGUAGUUCGAUUAAAGGACGUUUAACUAAAUUUAAGAACUACCUAUCUACACUGCCACUAGACAGUACUAUUUCGUCAGUGGAAAUUGGCAAAUUAACUUGCAAAUUAAGUAAUUUUGAAGCGUUAUUUAAGGACUUUGAGGCUUUGCAAGAUGAUAUCGAAGUAUUAAAUGAAGCCACAUUAAACACAGAGUUAACCGAACGGGAUUUAAUAGAACAAGAUUUCUACCAUUGUAUUGCCACGGCCCGCGAUAUUUUAGACAAUUUUAAGCGAAAUAACCCCGACCGCGAAAGUGAAUAUGACUCGACUACGACCAAUCUUCAUAAUACUGACCGGGAUCUUAUGGGUUUUCGUCUCCCCGUUAUUAAAAUUCCCACUUUUGACGGGACUUAUUAUCGCUGGCUGGAAUUCCGGGAAAGUUUUCACUCUUUGAUACAUAACAACGAUAAAAUUAAAAACAUACAUAAAUUCUAUUAUUUAAAUUCCUAUUUAGAGGGAGAGGCAGCUCGAGUGAUUUGUAAUUUAGAGGUCUCUGAUCAAAAUUAUCCCGAGGCGUGGAAAUUGUUACGCGAACGAUAUGACAACAAACGCCAAUUAGUCAACAACCAUUUAAAAUCAUUAUUUAAUUUGGAACCUAUCACGCGCGAGUCUGAUAAGAGUCUUAGGUAUAUUGUUGACCACGUUUGCAAGAACCUGCGUGCUCUCAAGACGUUAGGUCAGCCCGUAGACCAGUGGGACACCUUGAUCAUUUUUAUGAUGACGUCAAAAUUGGAUAGCACCACUAGUGUAAAAUGGGAAGAGCACAAAAAUUCUCUCGCGGACAUGCCUACGCUGGAUAACUUCCAUUCUUUCCUAAAAGGUCGUGCAGAUGUCCUUGAAACCGUUCAGCGGAAUAAACAGGACAAGUCAUUUAAGCGUCAAUCGGACGCGCCUGUUUUACCGCAGCGGCCUAAACCUAGUCUACCUAGCGUUAAAACCUUCAUGGCUCAAACCAGUGAACCCUCAGGUUCCAAGCCACUUCAAUGCGAAGAUCUCACGCCUCCACUCAACUGGCGUCUCGGCAGGAUUGCACGAAUCUUCCCAGGCACUGAUGGCAUCCCUCGAGUCGCCGAUAUUUCCACAGCUCGAGGCACCGUUCGUCGAGCCAUCAACCGCAUCUGCUUACUCUCGUCCCCAGAUGACGCAGAGUCUUGA
Leguminivora glycinivorella is the source of this 1915-nucleotide messenger RNA. RefSeq lists its product as uncharacterized. The record is from RefSeq and is a predicted model, not a curated record. Bases 692 to 1915 code for a protein of 407 amino acids. Lineage: Eukaryota; Metazoa; Arthropoda; Insecta; Lepidoptera; Tortricidae. The transcript has 3 exons.